Messenger RNA from Lobosporangium transversale, 1000 nucleotides. Its product is annotated as zinc knuckle-domain-containing protein. Lineage: Eukaryota; Fungi; Mortierellomycota; Mortierellomycetes; Mortierellales; Mortierellaceae. The transcript is spliced from 3 exons. The coding region runs from base 34 to 942 and encodes 302 amino acids. The record is from RefSeq and is a predicted model, not a curated record.
UAUGCGAACUGCCAUUUCUCUCAUCUCGAAAAGAUGCACAAAUACAACCGCACUACCGGACCCAAGUUCUCUGCUACAGCAUUGCGUGCCAAGGCGCCAGCGACACAGCAGUGCCAAAAGUGUCUUGAAUUCGGUCAUUACACCUAUGACUGCAAAGCUGAGAGAGUUUACAAACCACGUCCCACUAGAACUCAGCAGCUCAAGAAGCCUAUCAAGAGGAUUGAAGUUGAAGUCCCAGAGGAGUUUUUGCCAAAGAGGAAGGGUUUAGCUGCCAAAAUCCUAGAUGACAAAGAGAGAAGGAAGAAGAAUGAUCACAAGUCAAGAUCUGAGACUUCCUCAAGCGAGAGUGAUAGAAGUAGCAGUAGAUCAUCUUCUAGCUCGUCUAGAUCUAGUUCAAGGUCUUACUCAGGCUCCUCACGCUCCUCACGCUCCUCAUCAGUAUCAUCCUCUCAAUCUCGAUCAUACACUCGCUCCCUAUCGAGGUCCCUUUCAAGGAGCAGAAGCAUAAGUAGCAAUAGCGGGAGUAGAAGUAGGAGUAGGAGUAGGAGUAGGAGUAGCAGCAGGAGUAGGAGAAUCAGUAGAGGUAUGAGCAGAAGCCAUGGAGGAAUUGCAAGUCGGAGUAGGAGUCAGGACAGACAUUCAAGAGCGAAGAAAAAUGACUCUUACACCCCUCGUCGUAGUAAAAGCAGGAGUAUCUCUCCAGACCAUCCACGCGGACGCACAUUACAAAGAAGCCAGAGUAGGAGCAGAAGUCGUAGCCCUAGUCGUGGGAGAGAUCGAGACAGAAGCAGAGGCGGAUCCCGCAGCUUCAGUCGCAGUAGGAGUCGUGGCCGUAGCCCUACUUUGACAACUAGGGAGAAGCGUACUAUACAAGUUAAUCAUUCUUCAGAUGAGGAGAGCCAGAAGCGAUCUGGAAAGAAGGUGGCAUAUAAUAGGGACUAGUGAUUGGGUUUUUCCUAUUUAAGAGUUUUGUUUUCUUUUACUUUUAAACAUUCAAAUG